AUGAUGGACGACCAGGACCUGGGAUUCUUCGCCAACUUUCUUGGUAUCUUUAUAUUUGUGCUAGUGGUUGCUUACCAUUAUGUGAUGGCAGACCCAAAAUAUGAAGGCAAUUGAAAGUUCAUAGAUCUGCUCAUUCACUGAUAGUAAUGAUCAGUUAUUCUAUAUAUAAGAUUAAUGAAUUUUGAUGAGCCAAAAACAUUUUCUUCCGAACAUGAAGUUGUAUUUGGCAGCAGGGCGCAUAGAUAACUUGGCUAAGACUAUUAUAGAUCAUGCAAUGAGUAAGGGAAUCAGAGUUCUUCUUUGUCUUGCUUUCAGAAAAUAUUCUGGAGUUUUUUGUAAGUCUACCUCUUUUUCUUUUCUUUUGAGGAUGUUUUAGAUUAGUUUUGGGUCUACUUCUACUUUCUGAGAACUUAAACUUUAGAAGUUGUUUCUUUUAGGGGGAAAACAUAUAAAAAGGUGGCUUUGUUCUGCA
Nicotiana tabacum (common tobacco) is the source of this 472-nucleotide messenger RNA. The record is from RefSeq and is a predicted model, not a curated record. NCBI's taxonomy places the organism in Eukaryota, Viridiplantae, Streptophyta, Magnoliopsida, Solanales, Solanaceae.